Molecule: messenger RNA, 1050 nt
Organism: Polychytrium aggregatum
Lineage: Eukaryota; Fungi; Chytridiomycota; Chytridiomycetes; Polychytriales
Product: polyunsaturated fatty acid elongation enzyme
Exons: 6
Coding region: 1-1050 (349 amino acids)
Biological process (GO): very long-chain fatty acid biosynthetic process; sphingolipid biosynthetic process; fatty acid elongation, monounsaturated fatty acid
Cellular component (GO): endoplasmic reticulum membrane
Molecular function (GO): fatty acid elongase activity
Source: RefSeq, a predicted model, not a curated record
AUGGAAGCUUACCUCGUCGAUGCCCAGGAGUGGGCCCAUCAAUCUGUCCGCUACUUGACCAGCAAGGCUCCCGUUGAUCUCUUCAUCGAUCUGGGCAGGGCGGUCGACCGUAUCGCGCUUCCGGCACUCAAACCUGUCGAUGACUGGCUCAACAGGGCCGGAUCAGCCAUUGCACCCCAGGGACUCCCCUAUUUCCUGAAGUUGUUUCGAUCCCGUUUCUCCGUCCAUGCCAAGUACCUUCCUCUCAAGAGCGCCUCGCUCGUCCUGGUCGCCGUGCUCCUCUACUUCCUUAUCGUCAUGAUCGGUGUCCUUGUGAUGAAGCUGCUGCCAAAAUUCCAGGCUCAAUCGUUGAUGCUCGCCCAUAACCUGUUCUUGCUCACUCUGAGCGCAUACAUGGGCUACGGUAUCAUCACCGAGGCCUUCAAGCAUGGUUACAGCCUGUUUUACAAUGCCCCUGAUGAAUCUUCGGCUGGCCGACAGAUGGCCAAGUUCAUUUGGCUGUUCUAUUUCUCCAAAGUAUUCGAGUUUAUCGACACAUUCAUCAUGGUCCUCAAGAAGAACAAUCGCCAAAUCUCCUUUCUGCAUGUCUAUCACCAUUCCACCAUCUUUAUCAUCUGGUGGCUUGCCGUUCUCCUCCAGCCAACGGGGUCAUCGUACUUCUCGGCCGCCUACAACUCCCUGAUCCAUGUUGUGAUGUACGGAUACUACUUCCUCUCCGGAAUCGGCGUCAAGUCAGUCUCGCUUAUCAAACGAUACAUCACCGUGAUGCAGAUGACUCAGUUCACCCUGAUGAUGAUCCAGUCGAUUGUUAUCAUGUACCACACUUUCCCUCAAAUCGUGGAUCUGGCCAGCUGGACCAUCCGCCACACCCGGGACCAGUUCAAAGCCGAUCCUCGAGUCGACAUCAGCUUCUGGCUGGCGGCCCUGUUGUGCGUGUACAUGUGGUCGAUGCUGGGCCUGUUUGGCAACUUUUUCAUCCAAGAAGGCAAACGCCAACGAGCUCUUCGUGGUCAGGCCAAACAUCAGGCAAAGACCAAGAAGACCAAGUAA